Molecule: messenger RNA, 1251 nt
Organism: Mus musculus (house mouse)
Lineage: Eukaryota; Metazoa; Chordata; Mammalia; Rodentia; Muridae
Gene: Tac4
Product: tachykinin 4
Exons: 4
Coding region: 172-558 (128 amino acids)
Cellular component (GO): extracellular region
Source: RefSeq, marked validated
GAGAGGCUGUCCCAUGAAGCAGUGCAAAGGUGGGGUGAGGCAUAGGAAGGAAGCAGAGAGUCUAGGACACAUCUCAGCCACAUACAAGUGGCCCCGUGGGGACCGGAGCCUGCUGGAGGAGGUGGCAUCAGGCUGAGUGGGGCUCCCUGGACAGAGAGGCACCUGCUCACCAUGUUGCCUCUCCUUGCCCUGCUUCUCCUGAUCGGGCCAUCAGUGUGCACUACAGCAGGAGACAGAGAGGAACUGGCUUUUGGUGCAGAGGCAGAGUCCUGGGUGACCGUGAACCUGAAGGGAAUCCCCGUCCCCAGCAUUGAACUUAAGCUUCAGGAGUUGAAGAGAAGCAGGACUCGCCAGUUCUAUGGUCUGAUGGGGAAGCGGGUGGGAGGGUAUCAGCUGGGACGUAUAGUGCAGGAUCUCCUUGGCACGAGAGGUUUGUCCAUAGAAGGGACCUGCAGACAGGCGGCGAGUCAACAGAGGGCACGACCCGGAGCAGUGACCAGAGAAAGCCUCCAGAGUCGAGAGGAAGAUGAGGCUCCCCUAACCACCAGCAACGUGUAGCACUCUGCCACCCAUCUCUCCCCAGAACAUCACAGCUGAGGAGCCUCAGCCAACAGUCCUGUCUUUUGUCCUCAACUUGGGUAUUUCCUGCCAGGCCCUCGUCACACUCUGCAUUUUCUCCCAGGACUCACUCUUGGCAUCUGGUAGCAACGACACACAAAGCACGGCUGCCUCCUCACAAGCUGGACUGACCCAGCUCUCCCUUGUCCCUACAGCAAAGCUUCACACUCUGUAUCCCAGGCCUAGCACACAGUAGGGCUCAAUCAACGACGAGUUAGCAGUAAUAGGUAGCUUCCUCAGCCAUGCAGGGUAGAGGGUGGGAUGUCAGAAAAGCAGAGACCAACAUUACACAGCCCAGGUCUAAUGUCUAAUCCUUGGGUGGGAAGAGAGCUUGGGGCCUGGCUAAAACGGCAAUAGAAACAAGAAAAAGACCCUGGUGGAGAAGACGCUGCAUGUAUUGUAUUUGGGGGCGGGGUCAGGAGCCUUCUUCCCUUUAGAUUCCUGAUGUUGCUACCAACAGACAUCUCCCUCUGUGCUGAGGCUAUGGCUCAGUGGGCUAAGGCGAUUGUGGCCAAGCCUGACAACUUGAGUUCAAUCCCCAGGACCCACAAAGUGGAAGAAAAAAAUUGUCCUUUUACCUCUGCAUGUGUCAUGGCAUAUGUUACACAAAAUAAAAAGACAGUUUGGAAAAGA